Miscanthus lutarioriparius is the source of this 390-nucleotide messenger RNA. The record is from the annotation of a GenBank genome assembly. Lineage: Eukaryota; Viridiplantae; Streptophyta; Magnoliopsida; Poales; Poaceae.
AUGCUGGCAGAGGCUUCGCCCACUACACUUUUUGCUGGCCGGCCCUACCGGGCGGGCAGGCUCCUGGCGAAUCUGAUCGUCAUGGGCGGAACCGUGGUGGGCAGGGCCAUGCUCCAGGCCUACCGCCAGGCCAUCGUCAAUGCAAACAAAACUGGAGCUGCCCAAGAAGCUAUAAAUGGUAUUAGACGGGCUAGCAAGGCCAUGACCGAGCAAGAAGCCAGGCAAAUUCUCGGUAUCAGUGAGAAAUCUACGUGGGAAGAGAUUGUCCAGAAGUAUGACACAAUGUUUGAGAGGAAUGCCAAGAAUGGGAGCUUCUAUCUCCAGUCAAAGGUUCACAGAGCGAAAGAAUGCCUGGAACCUUUAUAUCAAAAGCCCGAUGUACUGAACUGA